Molecule: messenger RNA, 2016 nt
Organism: Coffea eugenioides
Lineage: Eukaryota; Viridiplantae; Streptophyta; Magnoliopsida; Gentianales; Rubiaceae
Product: beta-glucosidase 13-like
Exons: 16
Coding region: 1-2016 (671 amino acids)
Biological process (GO): carbohydrate metabolic process
Molecular function (GO): beta-glucosidase activity
Source: RefSeq, a predicted model, not a curated record
AUGGAGUCAACUAGUGAAGAGAGCAUUGAUCACCUAGUUUUCUGUGCAAAACUUCAUCCAAGAUUUGGGAAAAAGCUCAGAGAAUGUGUGACAUUUGGAGGGAUUGGUACGCUAGAGGAGGAGCUUCAGUGGGUAUCCAAACACAACAAACACAACAAAGUUAGAUUAACACUCAGAGGUAGCAUCAUGGAAGCUAUAGUAGAGGAGAUUAGGCAUGUGGCUCUUGCAUUGGUAAAGAUCCCAAAGUCUCAUGAAUGCUGGAAAUUGGCUUUGGAAUGGAAUAUCCCAUCACAGUGUAGCAUCAUGGAAGCUAUAGUAGAGGAGAUUAGGCAUGUGGCUCUUGCAUUGGGAAAGAUCCCAAAGUCUCAUGAAUGCUGGAAAUUGGCUUUGGAAUGGAAUAUCCCAUCACAGUGUAUAGUAAAAAGAAGAAAGAAAAUCAUGGGUCGUAUGAUUUUAGCACUUUUGGUUCUUGCAAUUUUCCUUGGUGAUGGAUUUGUUGUGCCACGAGUUAAUGGGAUGCUGGAUGAUAUUGAUCAUAGUAAUUAUAACAACCGUUUGUCUCCAACUUAUCAUGUAGACAAGUUCAACCGCAGCAGUUUACCGCCUGGAUUUAUAUUUGGUGCAGCAUCCGCAGCUUAUCAGGUUGAAGGUGGAUGGAAUGCAGAUGGAAAAGGCCCCAGUAUUUGGGAUACUUUCACCCAUAAGUAUCCAGAAAAAAUUCAAGACCAUAGUACUGGAGAUGUGGCAGCGGACUCCUACCAUCGUUAUAAGGAAGAUGUUGAGCUAUUGAAGGGAAUGAACAUGGAUGCUUAUCGCUUCUCAAUUUCAUGGCCUAGAGUAUUACCAAGUGGAAAAAUUUCUGGAGGUGUGAAUGAGAAAGGAAUUGAGUACUACAACAAUCUCAUAAAUCAUCUUCUAGCCAAUGGUAUCAAGCCAGUUGUUACUCUUUUCCACUGGGAUCUUCCUCAAGCAUUGGAAGACGAAUAUGGAGGAUUUUUGAGUGAUAAAAUUAUACAUGAUUUCCAUGGCUACGCAAACCUUUGCUUUGAGAAAUUCGGUGAUCGAGUAAAACAAUGGAUCACAUUGAACGAGCCAUGGUCAUUUUCACAAGGCUAUGAUGGAGGGGGUUCUGCGCCAAAUCGAUGUUCUUCUUGGUUGAACAACAGCUGCGUCGCCGGAGAUUCGGGCACUGAACCAUAUUUGGUGAUGCACCACCAGCUUCUUGCACAUGCUCAUGCAGUAAGAUUGUACAGGACAAAGUAUCAGGAUCAUCAAAAAGGAAUAAUUGGAAUUGCGCUUGUUGGUCCUUGGUUCGUUCCUUUCUCUAACUCAUUGGCGGACAAACAUGCUGCCCUUCGUGCCAUGGACUUCCAACUUGGGUGGAAUUUGGACCCGUUGGGCUUUGGUAAAUAUCCCAAAUCAAUGAGAACCCUUGUCAAGGAUCGUCUUCCAAAAUUCACCGAAGAGCAGUCCGACUUAGUAAAAGGGUCGUUCGACUUUCUUGGCUUGAACUACUAUACUGCAAAUUAUGCCAAGGAUGCAAGCGGCGUGAAGAUCUCAAAUCCUAGAUACUCUACUGAUUCUCAAGCUAAUUCCACCAUAGCUAUGCGCCACGGGAAGCCAAUAGGACAACAGGCUGGAUCAAGUUGGCUGCGCAUUUAUCCCAAAGGGAUCUGGAGGCUCUUAAGAUACGUAAGGGCUAGAUAUCAAGAUCCAAUAAUCUACAUAACAGAAAAUGGUGUUGAUGACAAGGACGAUCCCAGUGUGCCACUAAAAGAAGCCCUUAAAGAUUCAUUCAGGAUAAGAUACUACCACGAUCAUCUUUCUUUCCUUCACAGAGCUAUCCGGGCUGGUGCUAAAGUGAAAGGAUUCUUUGGAUGGGCAGCAAUUGACAACCUUGAAUGGGGUAAUGGAUACACUGUUCGCUUUGGCCUCAAUUAUGUAGAUUUUAAACAUGGGACGAAAAGAUACCCAAAACUCUCGGCAAAAUGGUUCCAGAAGUUCCUUCAAAGGUAA